This is a messenger RNA of Empidonax traillii (willow flycatcher), 717 nucleotides long. RefSeq names its product SPT16 homolog, facilitates chromatin remodeling subunit (gene SUPT16H). The record is from RefSeq and is a predicted model, not a curated record. The transcript is spliced from 3 exons. Gene Ontology annotation, cellular component: FACT complex. Gene Ontology annotation, molecular function: nucleosome binding. Gene Ontology annotation, biological process: positive regulation of transcription elongation by RNA polymerase II; transcription elongation by RNA polymerase II. NCBI's taxonomy places the organism in Eukaryota, Metazoa, Chordata, Aves, Passeriformes, Tyrannidae. Bases 1 to 717 code for a protein of 238 amino acids.
AUGGCCAAGCUUGGUCCCCCCAUCCCCGUUUUCCCCUCCCCCUCCCCCCGCCAUCCCCAGAACGAGAGCAACCAGGCCAACUUCGAGAAGCUGAUCGAGGCGCUGAAGGGCAGCCGGAACGGGCGGCGCCUCGGCGUCUUCUCCAAGGACAACUUCCCGGGGGACUUCCUGCGCUCCUGGAACGAGUGCCUGAGCAAGGAGGGCUUCGAGAAGGUGGACAUCAGCGCGGGCGUGGCCCUGGCCAUGGCGGCCAAGGAGGACGUGGAGCUGCAGCUGAUGCGUCGCGCGGCCGCCAUCACCUCCGAGCUCUUCACCAAGUUCUUCAAGGAGCGCGUCAUGGAGAUCGUCGACGCCGACGAGAAGGUGCGCCACAGCAAGCUGGCCGAGGCCGUGGAAAAGGCCAUCGAGGAGAAGAAGUUCCUGGGCGGGGCCGACCCCUCGGCCGUGGAGAUGUGCUACCCCCCCAUCAUCCAGAGCGGGGGCUCCUACAGCCUCAAGUUCAGCGUCGUCAGGUGGGGAGACAGACCCCAAAACCCCCAUUUUUUGCCCCAAAAAAACGGCGGCUUCGAUGCGGGCGAAAUCGGCGUUUUUUUGCUCCGGGAACGGCCCCGAAACGGCCUUUCUCGCCCCCAAAACGGCCCCUGGCGCCCCGAAAUCGCCGUUUCCCACCCCGGAAACGGCCUCCAGGGGCCCAAAAUCACCGUUUUCCACCCCUAA